Messenger RNA from Saprolegnia parasitica CBS 223.65, 2403 nucleotides. Its product is annotated as AGC protein kinase. The transcript is spliced from 6 exons. The record is from RefSeq and is a predicted model, not a curated record. Bases 83 to 2371 code for a protein of 762 amino acids. NCBI's taxonomy places the organism in Eukaryota, Oomycota, Saprolegniomycetes, Saprolegniales, Saprolegniaceae. Gene Ontology annotation, molecular function: protein serine/threonine kinase activity; phosphatidylinositol binding; ATP binding. Gene Ontology annotation, biological process: protein phosphorylation.
CAGCUGGCCAAUAACCAGAUCCAGGAGGCUGCCACACACACAUUCCCAGCGCCGCGAAGUGAUCGCGAGCGAGCGAGCGAGCAUGGCCCAGCAAAGCGUCAAGCGCAAGGCGUCGCAGAGCAUACCGGCGCACAGCGAGCCGCGCACGGAGAAGCAGCCGAACGUCAUCGAGAGCCACUUGGUGACGUCGGCGACGCGGGUGCCGCCGCUGCACGACCCGAACCAGAUCCUGAACGGUGGCGAGGACCCACUGGCGCGCAGCAUGUCGAUCAUGAGCAUCGCGAGCUUGGACUCGAUGAACGACGACUACUGCAACGAGAUGUCGAUGCACAGCGAGCUGAGCAUGGUCUCUCACUUUGACAGCGAGCGCUCGAUGACGGGUUUCAUCAGCGAGCACAGCGGCAUCUUCAACAGCGACCGGUCCAGCCUCCUCGCGCCGCCCGACCUCAUCUUUGACACGCCCAUGAUGCCCAAGGAGGAGCGGCCGGCGCAGCCCGAGGAAGAGCGCCAGUACUACGAGCAGAUUUGGUCCACAAACUUUCAAAAGUCGACGGCGCUGCCGCCCGUCGUGCCCGACACGGCGUACAUCCCGCAGGGCGAGCAGGGCCAGCUCGUGCGCAUCUCGGGGCACUCGCUCGCAUCCGGGAGCACCAACAUGAACUCGUCAACCAAGCAACCCUACGUCAUCUUCCGCCUCGAAGUCGAGUGCCAAGCCAACGGCAAGCGCUGGACCGUGUACCGAAGAUACCACGAUUUCCGUGAGCUCAGCAGCCAGCUCAAGAGCCAGGGCUUUCGCAUUCCCGCACUGCCGUCGCGCCGCUUUGGCAUUCGGCGGUCGUUCGACACGCUCUUCCUCCGGAAACGGCAGUCGGACCUUGAAAAGUGGCUCAAGGAGCUCCUCGUGCCGCCUGCGCGGCCCACGACCGCGCCGCGCCUCGGCAUGUCGCACUUUGUUCGCACGUUCUUGACCAAAGAUGCGAACCAGCCGCCGGCGCUCGAGACAGGCUCCCACGCGUUCAGCUACUCGGACCCGGACCAGCGCCCGUCGGCGUCCAUGGCGUCGAUGCUGCAAGCGUCGUCGCAGGGCCACUCGAGCCGGCGGACAGCCGCCGACUUUAUGGCGCACUCGCGCCUGAGCGACGGCGGCGCGAGCCACAACAGCAAGAUUUCGGCGCUCUUCCUCAACCGCACGGAACCCGGAAAGCAGUCGAGUAAGCCCAAGGCCAAGCUCGAGCGCACCAACUCGGACCCGCGGCUGCAGCUCGAGCGCGCUCCGAGCUUGGAGCAGCUUGUGGCCAAGCCGACAACCGACGACUUUGAGCCAUUGCGCUUCAUUGGGAAAGGGUCGUUUGGCCGCGUCCUCCUCGUGCGCAAGAAGGCGCAGGGCGAGCUCUUUGCGAUGAAGAUCCUCACCAAGCAAGAUGUCGUCAAGAAAGCUCAAGUCGAACACACGCGCACAGAGCGCAGCGUGCUCGGGUCCAUCGACCACCCGUUCAUCGUUCGCCUCCACUAUGCCUUUCAGACGACGCACCAGCUCUACUUUAUCUUGGACUACUGCCCUGGCGGCGACCUCUUCUUCCACCUCACGCGCAUCAAGUGCUUUCCAGAGUCGAUUGCGCGCUUCUACGCGGCCGAGAUCACGCUCGCCUUGAUCCACUUGCACGAGAAAGGCAUCGUGUACCGCGACCUCAAGCCCGAAAACAUCAUGCUCGACGUCCACGGCCACGUCAAGCUCGCCGACUUUGGCCUUGCGAAGACCGGCAUCACUGGCCGCCUCGACGGUACCAACACGCUCUGCGGCACGCCCGAGUACCUCCCGCCCGAGAUCCUCAACAAGAAGGGCCACGGCACGGCCGUCGACUGGUGGAAUCUCGGGAUGGUGCUCUACGAACUGCUCACGGGCCGCCCGCCGUGGUAUACGACCGACCGCGAGACCUUGUACCAGCGACUUCGGUCGUCGCCGCUCGAGUUUCCCGCCGGGCUCAGCGUCGAGGCCAUGGACCUCAUCGCGGGUCUUCUCGAGCGCGACCCGUCGCAGCGGUUGCGCGCCACGGAGGUGCUCGUGCACCCGUUCUUCCAGGACGUGGCGUGGGAAGCGCUUCUGAAUCGAGAGGUCGAGCCCGAGUUCCGGCCGUGUCAAUACACCGAUCCUCUCGAUGCAGUCAACUUUGAAGACGACUUUACGCGCCUCCCCGUGCUCGACGCCAUGGACGACGUAAGCGGCGUGGCCGUCGUGACGCCCAGUGCCCGAAGCAGCGUCUCGGCGCGCACCAACUCGUGCCGGACCAUGUCCUACACGUUUCAGGGCUUCACGUACGACGGCGACGGCCUCGACGACAACUACGACAUGUCGACGCCGCCCUCGCUCUAAUAGAACCCAUCAACUAUACUCUUAUUUGCCAC